Molecule: messenger RNA, 1188 nt
Organism: Cannabis sativa
Lineage: Eukaryota; Viridiplantae; Streptophyta; Magnoliopsida; Rosales; Cannabaceae
Exons: 1
Coding region: 1-1188 (395 amino acids)
Source: RefSeq, a predicted model, not a curated record
AUGAAAAGGGGAAUCCUACAGGAACUGGGGCUGAACUUGGCGGAUACGAACAUUAAUUACUUGGGCCUCCCGCUCUUUAGAUCGAAGAAUAAGGAUGUGAAUUUUAAUUUCAUCCUUGAUAACCUUGUUUCGAAGUUACAUGGUUGGAAGAUGAAGAUGUUGUCAAAAGCAGGUCUGGCCACGCUUAUUAAAUCUGUGGGGCUGGCCCUGCUGGUGUAUACUAUGCAAACUACCAAGCUCUCUAAGAAGCUUGCUUCGAAAAUUGACGGUAUGGUUAGGGACUUUUGGUGGGGUUGUGAACAAGGAAACAGAGGGUUAUACCUGAAGGCCUGGGACCACCUUUGCUUGCCCAAAUCUAGAGAGGGCUCGGGGUUUCGGAAAUCUAUGGAAUUCAACCAAGCUCUUCUGGCUAAGUGGGGUUGGGCCCUCCUUACUGAGGAUCAAUCCUUGUGCUGCAGGGUGUUGAGAGCCAAGUAUCUGAAAAACAAACCUCUGUUUGAAGCAACCUAUAAGGAUUCAGACUCUUGGUUCUGGAAAAAUGUGGUUAAAUCGAUAGAUAUUCUCAGAAAAGGGGCUUGUAAGGUUAUAUCAAAUGGGGAAGAAACAUACGUUUGGAAGGACCCGUGGGUUGUUCACGGGAAAGAGCUCUACCCGAAACCCAUUACUUCUUGUCUUGAGAGGGUGACUAAGGUGGCGGAUCUUCUAACGAGUGAUGGGGAGUGGGAUAUCCCUAAGCUCGAGUCCCUGUUUAACACUGAAACCAUCAGUGAUAUCCUGAAAGGGGGCAGACCUUCGAGUCAAGGGAGAGACAGGUGGAUUUGGACCAAAGAAGGAAACAGGAAAUUCACCACGAAGUCAGCUUAUUUGAUUCCAGCUUUGGAAAGAGCCCCAUCCUGUGUGGUGGCUCCAGCACUUUGGAAUAGACUUUGGAAUUCCAAAAUUCUGGAAAGACAUAAAAUCUUAUGGUGGGGUAUCCUUUCGAAUGCUUUGCCGAUACGUGAGAUCUUGGUCAAGAGAAUCCAAAUUGAAGAUGUGACCUGCCCCUUGUGUGGGGAGGCCGAGGAAUCAAUGGAACACCUGUUCCUCUACUGUAACUUUGCUUACCAUCUCUGGAAGUCUUCUCCCUGGGGAACACCAUUGACUCUGGUGGUCGGGCUUGGGACUGGGUUAAAUUUCUUUGGAACAUAA